AUGGCUUCGUUUUCAGGCAGCGGCAGAGGUGGCUGGGCUCCACGCAGAGGGCGAGGCCGCGGAGGAAGAGCGCCUCACUUCGCAAAGAACAGAGAGCAGCCAAAACCGGAUCUCCAGACACAUCCGCUUGGAGACCCUGUGAAAGUGUUUCGCAGCUCCGAUCUGAGUCUGAAACCAAUCGACUCGGCGGAGAUAUCGAAUUGCCAACAUGUCGCGUCGUACAACUGGCUCAAUGACGAGGUACCUACCAUCGUCGUUCCAGGUAAACCUCCUCGCUGGACACCACUCCAAGCCCCACAGCGUUUGAAAGAAGACGACGGACAGUACUUUCGCGACCCCAAUGCUGCAAAGUAUCCCGACUUCCCCAUGGCACCCGUCGUACAUGCUAUUACAGAGACCGACCCCGAAUUCGAUGCUACGAACACCGAUGUCUUCGCAUGCGGAAGCACCCUUGGCAACCUCCUGCGCUUCGCUCGUGGUGUCGACAAAGCCUUUCGGUUUAACAUCGAGGUCAUUGGCGAGACUGUCUUCUUUGUACGGAAAGAGAACGACCCCAAAGAAGUUAUCAAGGAUAUCAGAGGCUUUGGUCAUACGUUUCCAGAAGCAUACACCACAUGGGAGCAUAGUGUCAAGGGUUCUGAGACACACCAGCGCAUCAUACGAUAUGAGUUUGGCGGCUUGGAGUGUCUUGUACGCUUCGAAAGCGACGGCUACAUUGAUGACUCCCUAGCAGUCCGUGAUGUCGCGCCCGCACAGACUGCUGGGGACCAAGAUGAGCUUCUGCAAGCAUUCCAGCAAGCAGCCAUCGGCCGUUCGCCCAGCAACGCAAUGGGUAAGCCGGAAGAGCUCAAGAUCGAACACCGCGGAUCUACAGUACCGCAUCACUCCAUCUUUGACCUGAAGACCCGCUCAGGCAAAUACAAGAAACCCAUCGACAUGACCGACAUCUACCCGGCGCUCUGGAUGAAACAGAUAUCCAACUUCAUCGUUGCCUACCACGACGGUUAUGGCCUCUUCGAAGACAUACAGGUACAAGAUGUCAAGAGCGAUGUGCGAGCCUGGGUCCGAGAGAAUAGAGACGGUAUCCGCCGCUUCGCAACACUCCUCAAUGAGAUCGUUGACAUCGCCAAGAGCAGCACAAACAAGUUGCUCGAAGUGUAUUGCCCCGGAGCGGAUCGCCUAGAGAUCCGAAAACAGUAUGGGGACGGCGUACACGCCUUGCCUGCAGAUUUGGUCGACAGGUGGGAGAAGACGGGGUUUAGUAUUUCCUCUACUCAGGAUGAUGCUUCGGAUGAGGACGAUUACAAUGAUGGCGGUGUCGAUAUUGAUGCGAGGUAUGAGCUUGGCAGUGGCUGCGACGACGAUUCAGGUUCUGAGCCAGACUACACUGCGUGUUCUGCUGACGACUCAAGACUUGCUUCAGUCAACGAGGAGAACAAGAAGCAGAUCGGCAAGGAUGCUGCCGUCAUCUACCGGGACGAGCUGGUACCGAGGCUGCAGCAUAUACAGGAUCUCAACUCAGCCCUGCACAGCUUCUUACAGAAAACCUGCGUCGUCCCUGCCAACGUCAGCAACUCAGAGCUAGAGAAAUUCCAAGAGAAGGUUAAGGAUCAAGAAUAUCUCUACCAAACAAUUGCGAUGCUCUCUACCCAUGUGCAAUCGAUCAGAAUGGAGUUGCAACAUCUGGGCGCGCAAGUCGGGGCGGCCCUCCUUUUGACCGACUUCGAUCAGGGAUACUUCGCCCAGUGGGAUAUUGACAAUCGAACCCCAUACCCGCUCACAGCCGCCAUUACUAAUGCCAGGCGAGACAUCGCCCAUAUUCCAGGCGUAAACAAUGUCUACGACGAGUGA
Alternaria ethzedia is the source of this 1851-nucleotide messenger RNA. RefSeq lists its product as uncharacterized. The transcript is spliced from 4 exons. Bases 1 to 1851 code for a protein of 616 amino acids. NCBI's taxonomy places the organism in Eukaryota, Fungi, Ascomycota, Dothideomycetes, Pleosporales, Pleosporaceae. The record is from RefSeq and is a predicted model, not a curated record.